Molecule: messenger RNA, 3730 nt
Organism: Artibeus jamaicensis (Jamaican fruit-eating bat)
Lineage: Eukaryota; Metazoa; Chordata; Mammalia; Chiroptera; Phyllostomidae
Gene: DCTN4
Product: dynactin subunit 4
Exons: 13
Coding region: 42-1424 (460 amino acids)
Cellular component (GO): dynactin complex
Source: RefSeq, a predicted model, not a curated record
CGUGAUGCAGCCGGCGUGUCGUAGACACCUCCUUCUCCAAGAUGGCGUCUCUGCUGCAGUCGGAGCGGGUUCUGUACCUAGUCCAGGGAGAGAAGAAGGUCCGGGCCCCUCUCUCGCAGCUCUACUUCUGCCGCUAUUGUAGCGAGCUGCGGUCGCUGGAAUGUGUGUCUCACGAGGUGGACUCCCACUAUUGUCCCAGUUGUUUAGAAAAUAUGCCAUCAGCUGAAGCCAAACUAAAAAAGAACAGGUGUGCCAACUGCUUUGACUGUCCCGGAUGCAUGCACACGCUCUCCACCCGGGCAACCAGCAUCUCCACACAGCUUCCAGAUGACCCAGCCAAGACCACCAUGAAGAAAGCCUAUUACCUGGCCUGUGGGUUUUGUCGCUGGACAUCUAGAGACGUGGGCAUGGCAGACAAGUCUGUGGCUAGUGGUGGUUGGCAGGAGCCUGAAAACCCUCACACUCAGCGGAUGAACAAACUGAUUGAAUAUUACCAGCAGCUUGCUCAGAAAGAGAAGGUGGAGCGAGAUCGCAAGAAACUGGCACGGCGUAGAAACUACAUGCCUUUGGCUUUUUCGGACAAAUACGGUCUCGGAACAAGGCUUCAGCGACCACGAGCUGGUGCGACCAUCAGUACCCUUGCUGGACUUUCCCUUAAAGAAGGAGAGGACCAGAAAGAGGUAAAGAUUGAGCCAGCUCAAGCUGUAGAUGAAGUGGAGCCUCUACCUGAAGACUAUUAUACAAGACCAGUAAAUUUAACAGAGGUAACCACCCUUCAGCAGCGCCUCUUGCAGCCUGACUUCCAGCCGAUCUGUGCUUCUCAGCUCUACCCUCGUCACAAACAUCUUCUGAUUAAACGGUCCCUGCGCUGCCGGAAAUGUGAACAUAAUUUGAGCAAGCCAGAAUUUAAUCCAACAUCUAUCAAAUUUAAAAUCCAGCUGGUUGCUGUCAAUUAUAUCCCAGAAGUGAGAAUUAUGUCAAUUCCCAACCUUCGCUACAUGAAGGAGAGCCAGGUCCUCCUGACUCUUACAAAUCCAGUGGAGAACCUCACCCACGUGACACUGCUGGAGUGCGACGAGGGGGACCCCGAUAAUAUCAACAGCACUGCUAAGGUGGCGGUGCCCCCCAAAGAGCUUGUGCUGGCUGGCAAGGACGCUGCGGCUGAGUACGACGAGCUGGCUGAGCCCCAGGACUUCCAGGAUGACCCUGACAUUAUCGCCUUCAGAAAGGCCAACAAAGUGGGUAUUUUCAUCAAAGUGACCCCACAACGUGAGGAGGGCGAAGUGACCGUGUGCUUUAAGAUGAAGCAUGAUUUUAAAAACCUGGCAGCCCCCAUCCGCCCCAUGGAGGAAAGUGACCAGGCCACUGAAGUCAUCUGGCUCACGCAGCACGUGGAACUCAGUUUGGGCCCACUUCUUCCUUAAGAGGUCUCACUGGUGGGCAGAUUCCAAAGGACGGUAUCACUACAAACCCGUGUAAAACGCAGAAGCUGCUGUUUCAUUAGGCCUUGUGUAUUACGAUGUACCCAUGCACUAUCGAAUCCUGUUCCCAGGAGGGAGGGGCCAGGCGCGGCCUUGGAACACGGGGGAACUGCUGUUCCUCUUGCUCUCACUCUGUUAGCACCAGUAAAUCCUGUCUCCCUCACUGAGCCCUGCACGUUGACCAACGACAGCACAGUUCCAUCCCGAGAAUGGGGGUGGCGUUAGAUUUACACUUGAGAAACUUGACAUACUGUCUCCUGAUCUGACCACACAGAGGAUCAUACUCGCAGAAGAAACCUAAAAUGAUUACUGAAAGGAAGACCUGCUGGUCACGAUCUGACAUUGGCCUCAGUGUACCACCUGCUUUCUGCGUUCCAUUAGAUCGAACCUAGCAGUCUAAACGCGUCCUUUUGCUCACCAUCGUGGCUCCCAUCAUGCCAGAGACUUCCAUUUGACAAAAAUAGAACUGCCACAUUGUCUUUAGUUUCGUGAUGAUUGGAAAACCCUGAGAAGUUUUAAGGCGUUCUCAUUUGCCCUUUUCUGAGUGAAUACUUUUUUUAUUGGUUGCUCUUAAAAUUUUUCCCCAACAGAAUAUGGAACUUUUUUUUUUUUAAGAAUUUGAGAAGUGGGCAUUUACAUGUCAUGUCAAGGGGGCAGCAAAUUUCAUUUAUUUUUAAGUGUUGCCACAGUAUCCAGGGAUUAAUCCUUCCACGGGGAGGCAGUCUUUGUAUGUCUUACUCCCUCCCCUUCUCUGCUCUGCCUCUUAAACUCAAUAGAUUGUUCUGAGUAUUCGGGACCUGGAAAGAGCCCAAAGAAAACUGGUGGACAAGUUCACUUCUGGAAUGCAGAAAACACUUCAAAGGUUAGGUUGUUAGCAUGAUCUGAACUAAUGUUCUUUCCAUUGAUUUGAAGGGGAGAUGAACAGUUAUCUCCUGAACCCAAACUGGAUAUGAGGACAGAGGACCUUCCCCUUCCUGAGUGUGGCUGUUACUAUGUGUGUCAAAUGAGACCGUGUCAAUUGUAAACCGUAACGCAGCUCAGCGAGUAGCCCCGAACACUCGCUGACAGCACACGUCGCAUCCUGGAGUUGGGUUGUUCACUUAAGUUUUGUGAUGUUCUCUAAAAGGAGGCUUGACAGAGUGGACCACCAGCUGCACCACCACAUUUUCUGUAAAUGCCUGUCAGCAAGCUGGAGGCUGGUGAAAGGAGAAGUUUCCUGUUCACCCUGGUUUCGUUUUUAAGUUCAAACCUUGAGUUUAAAAAGAAACAAUUAAGAUAUAUAGUAAUCUAGAAAUAUAGAUAGGACAUUGUAUCUUGUCAGCUCCCCUGGAAUAUUUAGGAAGCCUUUGAAAGACACUAAGUGAUAUUCCUAAAGUCAAGCCAAUUUUGUGAAAUAAUGUUCCACAGAGUAAUAUACAUGCUACAGUGUUAAUGUAAGGUUUAACCUCUUAAAACUUGAGGCAGAGGUUGUGUAAUUACAAAUUUGCAGACUCUAGAAACAGUUUAAUUUGUUGUGAGCCCACAGAGUGUCAAGUUAGUUUUUAUUUCACUACCUGGUAGAAUCGACUGCAAGGCCACUGCUCCCAUUUGCCAGUGGAGGAAAGGGCACCACUGUAGAGAAGAAGUUUCCACGUUCGCAGGGACCGCACGCACUCUCUGCAGCACACUCAUGGCACCUAGCCGGUAUUGGUUCCCAAAAGGACUACUGUUGAAGGAAUGGGUUUUGUCAUCCCCUGUGACACACAAACACAAAAACACUUUUGAUCAUAAAAUUUGUUUCCUUCAGAAGCCAAAUUAACUGGCAGAGUGACAGCCAUUGGUUUAGUACAUUCUCAAGAUAGUUUUCAAUGCAAGCUGGUGUUCUCUGUGUUAGUGGAAAUGGUGCAGCACCUGCAGCUGGUAAAUUUGAAGUUUAUUUGUUGCUUUUGUGUAUUAGAUGAGGUGCAAGAUUUGUAAUGCAUUGUCGUUGUGCACCAGUGCAGGCCAAUUAGAGGUCAUUAGCACUAGAGACUACAGUUUGGGAACCUAAGACGAAAUUAAUUUGGAUUUGUGAUUUGAUUAGCCCACCAAAAUUUUAUUGAGUGUGCUUGUAGGCGUAAUGAGCUAAAUGUCAUGCAUAUUUGUGAAGAAACCUCCUUUUUGGUUCCUUGUCGGAAUAAGAGGCACUCCUUGAUCUUUAUGAAUUACAAAUUCCUGUUUUGCCUUACUGCUUAACUUAAUGUAGUCAAAUAAAGCAGACAAAGCUUGAA